Molecule: messenger RNA, 4115 nt
Organism: Drosophila eugracilis
Lineage: Eukaryota; Metazoa; Arthropoda; Insecta; Diptera; Drosophilidae
Product: galactose mutarotase
Exons: 2
Coding region: 2037-3200 (387 amino acids)
Biological process (GO): glucose metabolic process; beta-D-galactose catabolic process via UDP-galactose, Leloir pathway
Molecular function (GO): carbohydrate binding; aldose 1-epimerase activity
Source: RefSeq, a predicted model, not a curated record
CCAGCAGCAUCAAAUGUGCACCAUAUCGUGAUAAGAGUGAUCACCACUAAAGCCCAAUUGCAGAUGAUAAUGGCUAGGGGAAGAAAAUGGAAAAUAACCAAAAAAAAAAAGAGAGGAGGAGGACUACCGGAGAGAGUGAAAGUGAGAUUUCCAUUCGUGCAACAUUUAUCAUCUUUCCUAAAAGCUUAAAGUUCGACGAUGGUAGAAUCAAGGUUCCAAGGCUAUAGAUUCAACUGACAGAGUUCUUAUCGGCAAACAUUUACCUUUCGAAGAGAGAGAAAGGGGUUGGAGAAAUGGGGGUCAACUGGGUGAAAUAGCAAAGGUGAAGCGAAUAAAGCGACUAAAGCAACCAAAGCCCCCAAAAGGCCCAAACGACAUUGGCAUUGGCCUCGCUGAACUUUAACCAAACACAAUGGGUUGGUAGACCAGAGAGCCAUUACCAUUGUGACGGUGUCGAUGUGGAUGACGAGCGAUGAUUUUGCAUUUAUUUGCACACCAACCAACCACCCACCCACCGAACCAUUCUGCAAUUUUCCGUAUUUUCUCCUGCAUUUUCCGUAUGGCCAAUGAGCCAUGGAUGGAAUGGAAUCGUUGCCACAGGACUAUAUGAAAGAACAAUGGUUCGCUGGAAACUCGAAAACCCAUUAGACCAACUGCAGGUAUGUAUGGUCAUUAUACCCCUAUUCAUUUUCUCUCUUUUUUAUUUUCUGCACUUUAAGAAAAUCUAUUAAUAAGUAAGAUAUGGGUUUAAGAAGGUUUUUUUUAAGGUUAAAGCUGGGAUGUUUUUGAUAUUAGUUGUCUUGCUGUUCCACAAACCUAACUAAAUCUCUUUUAACUACUUCUUAAAUAACUUCUAAGAUUCAUUUUUUGGCAUAAUUUAUUCAAGUGUAGUGUGAAAAACCAUGCAGCUGUCGAAGAAGCCGUAAUGGGGCGCAAGGGCAGAGUAAUUGAUGGCAAUUACUCUUUUGUUCUGUCUCCGUCAUAUAUAUAACUAUAUAUACAGAUAUAUCUAUAUCGCAACGUAUUCAAUUAUUCAGUUAUUGCCAUUAUAAAUGAUGAUAAUUCCUGUCACGGUUAUUGGCUGAAUAAUGAUCCCUGGGCCCAGCUUAUUUCGCACCAAUUUUUGAUUAGGUUUCUGGUCCCUUAUAAAUCACAUAGCUGGGUGAAACAGGCAGUCACUGUACGAUAAGAUAGUCUUUCCCGAUGCAAGCGAACUGAACUUUAUCUACUAUAUCUUUGGGGGGCGAUGUACGGCGAACAGGUGACAGACAUGCACUCAAACUGCCGGCACUCGAAACAAACAAAUUGUUGCGAUAUCGCCAUUAAAUAUAGAGAUUUAGGAGUGAGGUGAAUCCGUGGUUAAACAGCCUUGAUGGGUGCAAUUAACAACUGGAUUUACGAUAAGCCAUUAAAACAAUUUACUAAAAGUACCAUAUGUGUUUCGCGUUCAACUUCAAGUUGGCAGCAAAUUGAUUAUAACCACAUUAACCAUUCAAUGGACAUGCCAUUGCUCAUCGAUUUUUAUUUACCUUUUUGGUUUCUCUUUUUCUGUAACCGCAGUUUGGGGGGGUCAAAAAGACAUAAUCAACAAAGUUUUGCAUUAGGGUUUCCAGGUUAAUAAUCAAAAAAUCGAAUGGUUACCCUUAAGUAAGAAAUGCAAUCAAGUUCAUAUCAAAAAUCUUCAAAAAUGCCCUUAUUAAUUAUCUCGCUACACUUUGGCCUUUUGAAAUGUCAGAAAAUGUUUGCAACUUUUAUGACAGCUUAAUUGCAAUUAAUUUCAAGUUGAAAACUACAGUGUCAGCGUUGGUAAGCCAAUAAUCGAAUGAGACUUGGACUGAGUUUCUUUUCAUUUCAUACGUAACUUAUUUUUAAUUAAAUAUCAAUCGAAAUGGCAUUUAAUAAGUGGCUAUAAUCGAAGUUCUCUUUGAAAGUUAAAAUGAAAGAAAAGACUACUAACUUUGACAUUACAUUCAGAUAGUUGAUAAGGAAAAAUUCCAAAAAAAAAAACAAAUUCAAAAUUAAAAACCCCCAAAAUUAUGGUCAAGGUUAUAGAGGAUAUUUUCGGGAUUGCCACCAAUCCGUUUACCAAUCAAGCUCAGGUUAUACGUCGCUAUACCAUCACUAAUACCAAUCGUCUUUCCGUGUCCAUCAUCCAACUGGGAGCUACUAUCCAGAGCAUCCAAGUACCAGAUGCCUAUAAUCAGCUGUCCGAUGUGGUCCUCGGAUUCGAUGAUAUAGCUGGUUAUAUGAAGUACAGGAAUUAUAAAUUUGGAUGCACUCUAGGACGAGUCACGGAUAUUGUGAGCAAUGGAGAGUUUAUCAUGGAUGAAAGACGUGUGAUUGUGUCAAGGAAUCUCAACCAGAAACAUCACAGCAAUGGUGGCUUUGUGGGUUUCGAUCAGAUCAUUUGGGAUCUCUAUAUGAAGCGACCGGAUGGUAUUACCCUACGUCAUGUCUCCCAGGAUGGACACGAGGGUUUUCCUGGGAACUUGAAUGUUCUACUCCAUUUCACCGUCGACGAUGAUAAUCGUUUCUUUAUACGCAUCGAAGCCACCACUAACCAAACAACGCCAGUGAAUAUAUCCAAUCAUAUAUACUUCAAUCUAGCUGGUCAAAGUACAGGGGUCAAGGGUAUGUUCGAUCAUCAAAUCAAUAUUGAAUCAAAGGAGACAUUGGAGAUAGCUGGUGGUGAAGGAGGAAUACCAACGGGUCGGUUUAAGAGUGUCAAUGAUUCGGUAUACGAUAUAAGAUUACCAGUAUUCAUGGGCGAUCGAGUGCGUCAGUUUGAGGAAAAACCAACCAAAGGCUAUGAUAUUUGCUAUUCUCUUGAUAGGGAAUUCGAUUCGAAUAUAACCCGUUAUGUGGGCACUUUUCUACAUGCCGAAACGGGGCGGUAUAUGGAGAUCUAUAGCAAUCAACCGGGUGUUAAACUCACUACCGCCAACAAUUUUCCCCAAGAACCCCUAGGCGAAGAACCGAUUUUGGGUAAAAAUUGCACCCGGUAUUGGCAGCAUUGUGGUUUUAGUUUGCAACUAUUUAACUAUCCGGAUGCUGUCAAUCAACCGGAAUUUCCACGCAUCUUUAUCAAUCCGGGAGAACAUUAUUUCCAUGAGACUAUCUAUCAUUUUGGUGUUCAGGAAUCAUGGAAAUGUUGUGCCAAUCCUGAGGAACUAGAGGCUUUGGGAGAAACCCACAUAUAAAAUUCGACGGCCAUUGCUUAGGUAACUGAUAGAAGAAGAUACCUUCUAAGGAUAUAUCCAUAACAGAUGUAAUCCUUGUCAUUAUCAUUCGCUUGAGAUUGAUCUGGUAGGGGAAUUUUCAUUUCAGUUUUUGUUUUUCAUUAAUAAAUUAAGGCAAGGAAAACACAAUUAAGAGCUUAAGAGAAAACGUACUUGGGAAAUGGCCAGGAACUGGCGCUCUUGUGGCUAAUUGAACUGUGUAUAUAUAUACGGGGUAUAUAUGCCAAUAAAUGCUUCACAUUUCCUGGGAAAUUCGUGGCGUAACAAGUGCUUAUGAAGGCUAAAUGAAACUCGCCCUCGACCACCAUUCACCACAUUAUCAAUUUGUCUGCGCUGGGCUGUGGCUGUUGCGUCGAGGAAAUGGCCAAUCGAAAAAUGUUUCCACGAAAUGUGCAUAAAACAAUCAAAGGCAUUUGGGUGGGAUGUGGAAAAACUGUAUCUGUGUGUCUUUAGAGGAAGCUGAAAGAUUUGCAGAAAAUGCGAACAUCAAAAAAACAGAAAAAAAAAAAUCCGAGUUUAUAAAGCUCAUGGAGCGACCCUCGAACAUGAAUAUGCGGCUAAUGGGGCAUCUGGCACGUUUUUGGAUCGAUUGGAAAUGUAACCUGAUGUUUUGUGUACCCCUAGAUUGUUGACUGUUUGCUUUUCGGUAAUAUACUAAAUUUAGCAAACGGCUGCCUCUGCGAAUCCAUUUUACUUAAAGUCUAUAAAAAGGCGAACACCACCAACGGCGUAGAUGGGGGAAUAUCGAUCUAAAAUUAGAUUUCGAUGGACCGCUGCUAACCUCCGCCGUUUUGGCAUUGAUGUUGGUGUUUAGUGGCGUUAUGGGACCAUUUCUCCCCCUUACCCCUCAUCAACCCCUUUCAGUUUUUUCCGCAU